AUGACUGAAGAAGUGGAUCUACUUGACUCACAUGAAAUCCAAAUAGAAGAUGCCAUCAACGAAUUAUGUCCAGAAGAAUCAUCUUUAUCAAACUUACCAUUAUUACAAAUCUUAUUAAGACAAAGAAUCCUAGAAUGUACACAGCGAACAUCAUUGUUAAGAUCAGAACUUGAGAAUACGUGUGAUGAAGAUGGAAUAGGAAUCGAAGCUGAAGGUAGUACUACAGCUGAAGCCAGAGUAACAAGGAUCCAAGAAGGAAUCGGAGCUUUGUUAACUACUUUGGCUACGAUUAGAUCUUCUUCUACUGAAUCUCAAUCGGUAGUCGAAUCUAUUACCAAAGAAAUCAGGUCUUUAGAUUUAGCUAAAGCGAAUAUCGAAAGUGCAGUAGUAGGUUUAAGAAGGUUUGGAAUGCUUGUUAAUGCGUUUGAUCAAUUGGCUAGAGUGGCUAAAGGAAAACGGUAUAGAGAGGCGGCUUCGGCUUUACAAGCUGUUCGACAACUUUCAUCACAUCUACAUGAUUUGUCGACUAGUGUGCCAAGAGUGGCUGCUUUGUUUAAGGCUGUUCAAGAAAUUCAAGGAUUGUUAAGACGAACGAUUAUGGAUGAAUUUAUAGCGGCAAAAAUGGACUUGCUUGCGAUUGGUUUAGAUAGAUUUGAACAUAAAUCAAUGGUUUUGAAUAAAACCCAAUUAAUCGAUUCUUGUCUUGUAGUCGAAGCUCUAGGUGAUGAUGCAAAAAACUCUUUAAUAGAAUGGUAUACUACAUUUCAAUUAAGAGAAUAUCGUCGAAUCUUUUCAGGUCAAUUAUCUGAAGCAGGUCAAUUAGAUAAUAUCACCAGAAGAUAUGCUUGGUUCAAACGACUUUUGAAAAAUCAUGAAGAUGAUCUCAAUGGUGGUGGUGGUGCUAAGAUCUUUCCUGAAUCUUGGCAAGUUGGAGUAAGUUUAUGUGGUCAGUUUGGUGAAGUGACUAGAGAGGAUUUGAAGAGUGUUUUGGCUAGGUCUAGGUCUAGUUUGACGGUUGAGCUUUUGCUUGAUGCGUUACAGACUACCACUUCAUUCGAACGUGAAAUGUCGCAAAAGUUUGGUAUGCCUUAUGAAACUAUAGCUUCUCGAUCCAAAUCGACUCAAGUUGGUUCGGCUACUCCGAUUCGAACAGCUUUUGAAAGUUAUCUAGGAAUCUUUGUAGACGCACAAGAUCAUGCUUUAUCAGAAAUGUUUGUCAGAUUUCGAGCAUCUAAACCUAAACCAAGUGAUUUUAUAAACUCAACAGACCAAGAAACUUCUACAAGUUUAAUCCAAUCUUCAACUGAAUUAUUUCAUUUCUAUCGACAAACGUUAGAUAGAUGUGCAAGUUUAAGUAAUCGAACACCUUUUUUAGAAUUAUAUAAAGUUUAUCAAAAAUGGCUUAGAGUUUAUAGUGAAGAGAUCUUAACAGUUCAUUCAUUAAAUUCACAAGAUCUUGGUAGAACGAGUGUUGAGUUUAAUCGGAUUUCAAUGGAUGUGAAUCGAUUGGUUAAUGUUCCGAAUUUGUUAUGUACUUGUUUGGUGUUGAAUACGGCAGAGUAUUGUGCUGAAACUUCUGGACAACUUCAAAUUAGAUUAAAAGAUAAUAUUGAUGUUGAGUUUAAAGAAUCGGUUUCAUUAGAAUCUGAACAGGAUUUGUUUAGAGGGAAUAUUUCGAUGGCUAUUUCUAGUUUGUUGAAAGAACUUGAAAGAGCUUGUGAGACUGGAUUUACUUCUAUGUUAAGAUCUACAUGGAAAGAGUUAGAAUUUGUUAGCUCUGAAAGUCCUUAUACAAACGAGUUAGUUAGUGCAAUCACACUCGUCGUGAAUAUUGUUAAACAACAUCUUGAACAAAAGAAGUAUGUUCGUAGUUUUUGUGAUAAGGUGGUUGGAAACUUGAUUUUAAAAUUCACUCAAACCAUAGUUAAAUGUAGACCGAUCCCAAUGAUUGCAGCCGAACAAAUCAUCUUAGAUUUACAAGUCAUCAAAUCAUGUUUAUUAACCUUACCACAAAUCGAUCCGGAAGUUCCGAUUCCAAUGGCAUAUACGAAAAACGUUUUGAAGAGUGUAGGAAGAUUAGAUCGGCUUUUGAAAGUGAUUUUGAUUAAUGAAGAACCGGCUGAAGAGUUUGUUAAGAAUUAUUUGUUGUUGAUCCCGUGUCAAUCGUUUUCAGAUUUUCAAAAAGUUUUAGAUUUAAAGGGUGUUAAAAGGCAUGAACAAAAUAAUUUAUUAGAUGUUUUUUUAUCUAAAACUUCAUUACAAUCUGAUUUAGAUGAUACAUCCUUCAUUUCAAGUUUAGAUAUGAAUCCCGAGAUGAUGAGUACGAUCAGUAGUACGAAUCUAUUACAAUUCUCAGGACUCAGUCGAGAAACUUCUAGAUCAUCUACUCCUAACAAAUCAUCUCAAUCUAAUCCACUCAUUCAUUCAAGUUCAGUAGGAUUAAGUCCGGAAUCCAAUCUUGAAAGUCAUGGUGGUAGUAAAGCUUUGUCAGAUUUUAGAAGGUUUGGUCAGAAAUUAGGAAUGGGAUUGAGGUUUUCUAGAGAAACUAAACAUAAUGAUGGGAAUUGA
Melampsora larici-populina 98AG31 is the source of this 2568-nucleotide messenger RNA. It is a transcript of the gene MlpVps53, whose product is annotated as GARP complex subunit Vps53. Bases 1 to 2568 code for a protein of 855 amino acids. Gene Ontology annotation, cellular component: GARP complex. Gene Ontology annotation, biological process: retrograde transport, endosome to Golgi. Lineage: Eukaryota; Fungi; Basidiomycota; Pucciniomycetes; Pucciniales; Melampsoraceae. The transcript has 12 exons. The record is from RefSeq and is a predicted model, not a curated record.